Messenger RNA from Stegastes partitus (bicolor damselfish), 2104 nucleotides. RefSeq names its product abhydrolase domain containing 18 (gene abhd18). The record is from RefSeq and is a predicted model, not a curated record. Bases 123 to 1457 code for a protein of 444 amino acids. Lineage: Eukaryota; Metazoa; Chordata; Actinopteri; Pomacentridae. The transcript has 13 exons.
CCUUCCGGGAGCUUGACGAGGUGUCGUUCCUGUCAUUGGCGCUCCCGGACGGUGCUGUUAACUGGACCCGCAACAAGGACACCCAACGUUCGUGUUCAGUCUGAGAUGCUGGGGGCUGGUCCAUGGGUGUGAGCCGACUGGAUGUCUUUUACAGAAGGCUGCUCCUCACCAAACUCUUCAUUGGGGGAUGGGGAAAGCCUGAAGACCUCAAGAGGAUCUUUGAGUUUCGUAAGAUCAUUGGAGACAGAGAGAGGUGCAAGUCUCUGGUGCCUCAGGACUACCCAGUCUACAUUAACAAGACAGAAGAUCUCACUGACUGUCAAAUCCACGAUGGCUUCUUCAUCUCUCCUCUGGAAUACUUAGUUCCUGGAAUCCUGCCACCAGAGGCUGUCAAAGCCAGGUUCCAGUUCAUAGUCCCUAAGAGGUGGCAGAAGAACAGACCAGUAUGUAUCCACUUAGCUGGGACUGGAGACCAUUUUUUCUGGCGCCGGCGGACCCUGAUGGCCAGGCCCAUGAUCAAAGAGGCAGGAAUGGCUUCGCUGCUUCUCGAGAACCCUUAUUAUGGCUACCGCAAACCCAAAGACCAACGGCGUUCCAGUCUAAAGAACGUUUCAGACCUGUUUGUGAUGGGAGGGGCUCUGAUUCUGGAGUCAACAGUUCUUCUCCGUUGGCUGGAGAGAGAUGGGUACUGGCCACUUGGAAUGACUGGCAUCUCCAUGGGAGGAUAUAUGGCGUCCCUGGCAGUGACUAACUGGCCAAAGCCCAUUCCUUUGAUUCCCUGUCUGUCCUGGUCGACUGCCUCCAGUGUGUUCACCACGGGUGUGCUGAGUAAAGCAGUGAACUGGACAGAACUGGAGAAGCAGUACGCCAUUAACUCAGUGUAUGAAGAGGAGAUCAUCAAGCUGCUGGAGUACUGUGGGGCUGACUCCUUUAAGAUGGUGCCUGAACUUCUGAAAAACGUGGAGUCUUUAGACCACCUGCUGGGCCUGUCUGGAGACCACAAGGUGUCACUGGGUCAGUAUUCCACAGCACAGAUGGAAACGGAGGUUGGUGGAGGCCCUGAAGGAUGCAGGGCUGGAAUGAUAGAACAACAACUAUCAUCAUCAGGGAACAACAGGGGAACGAGCUUGGACACUUUACCAAGCUGUAGUUCACAUCACUCACAGCAGAAGAAGACUGAUUCAGCCAACCUGUGGCGGCCAUCAUUACACAAAGAGUCCAUCAGCUUCAUGAAGGGAGUGAUGGAUGAAUGCACACACAUGGCCAACUUCUCCGGCGUUGGCUCUUUCUGGAGGCCUGGAGGCAGCCCUUGCUCUCAGUGGAGCGGCGUGAAGUUCAAUCAAACAGCUGCAGCUUCACUGGCUUUGCCUUUGCUCGCAGAGGAAGCUGCCCUCUUGGGAGGGGAAGUGGUGCUGCAGGAGCUGCAGGAAGGACUUUGGGCUUCACAUCCCCUCUAGAAAUGAUGCUGUGCAGAGCCUCUGUGUGCUUCUUCUUCAGCUCCCACUAUGCCUGAAUGGCGUUACGUGAAUGUCCAAACAGGGCCUCAGUGGAGAAUGGCACAUCCAGAUAGAUUGGCCUGUCUCUAUCCAGGACAUCAGAUCAUGUCAGCCACAAGUGUCUCUGUGCCACAACCGUUGAAGCCAUCCCUCAGCUCAGGGACAGCUCUGCACAGCAGAAUGUCAUCUGUAGUGACCCUGCUUUCAUUGAGGAGAGGCACCAAUGGACUGUCGGGGGCAGCAGAGACUCAAGCUCCAACAGACUGAUGGCCUGGUGUGUCUGCAGCAUGGUGACGGGGUCAGAGCAUCUGCCUGCCUCACUUCGGUAGAUUUUCUUUCUUCCAUAGGAUGAGAUGGCCACUCCUCCUCCAGCUUCUCUGCUGCACAGUGGUACAGAUACCCCUUUUCCAUCAAGAAGAACCAGGUGCUAGUUCUGUGCUGGUGCUAGUUCCAGUGCUUAGUUGGUUCCAAUCUCACAACCAGUUGCUUUUCCAUCAGCAAGGAGCCAAGUUAGAGCCACGCCAGUGACGUGCAGUGAGGAUCAUGGCUGGUGAGGCACUGACUUCAUCAGAAUCUGAUUUACAAAUAUAUGCACUCUACACGGUAGC